CUUCGCCGUGCGGGUGCUCAAGCUCUGCAGGAAGCUCGACAUCUUCGUUCUCCUCGAGAACCCUGGCCCCAGCCGUGUCUGGCGCUGGCGCCCCCUGGAGAGGGAGCUCCGCUACCGCAGGCCCGGCAGGAUCGAGUGCGACUCCUGCCGCUUCGGGGCGCCCUUCAAGAAGCCGGGAGCGAUCGCCGGCACGCUUCCCAACCUGGAGCUGCUGGGCCGCCGCUGCCAGUGCUGCCAGCCGCAUCGGGGAGUUCUUCAGGGCAAAGUCCGACAUCCGACGAGAGGGUGGGUUUGGCGGACUACCGUGGCUGGCGCGUGCCUCCCAGAGUGGUGCCGAGAGCUCGUGCGCAUCGCCUCCCUCUCCGCCCCGAGGUCCGCCGAUGGCCGAGCCACGCCCGGAGACCUCGCGACUUGGGAUGGCGUCCUGGCAGCCGCGUCGGGCGAGGUCCGCCUCCGCGCCCCCGGGCUCCCGCUCUGCCCGCGGAGGCGAGCGGCAGCGGCCGUGGACCGCGCCGAACAGCAGCGGCAAGCUCGCCGAGUGCCUCCGGGAGAUUUCCUGCGUACGGCUUCGUUGCGGCCAGCGACCCUGACAAAGUAUCAGCAGGCGGUCGCCGACUUCGAGGCCUGGGCACGGCGCCGGCGUCUUCUCUUUGACAACCCUAAGAACGCCGAGACGUCAAUGAACCUGUACAUCGAGCACCUUUUCUUUUCUGGUUCCCCUCAGUACAUGGCCCGCAAUGCACUCUACGGCCUUGCUCGACUCCGAGGAUGGGCAGUGGCCAAGCCUCAAUUCGUGCGAUCCAAGGACGCCCUGGCGGGCUGGUCUGCCAAGCUGCCUCGGCAUCCCAGGAUGCCCGCCCCCUUCGACGCCGUGGUCGCCUGCUUGGCAGCCCUCUCGGAGCGCUCCUCGUUGGGAGCCCUCGCCGCCGUGGCCAUGAUUGUCCAGUUUGACCUGUGCCUGCGGCCCAGUGAGGUGCUCUCCAUCACCGCAGGCGACGUCCACGGCAGCGCGGGGGGCCAGGUCUCCGUCAUCAUCGCGCCUCGCGCAGGCGGAGUGCCGUCCAAGACGAAUGAGUUCGACCGCGCUGUCGUUGCUGGCACGCCUGCCCCCCUCAGACGCCAGGUGCCGGCUGCGCUGCUUGCCCUCCGCAGAGGCCGAGCAGACGCGGCCAAGCUUUUCGCUCCCUUGAAUCUCAGUGCAUACGAGAGGCUCGUGCGAGGUGUGGCCUCCGACUUAG
This is a messenger RNA of Prorocentrum cordatum, 1238 nucleotides long. The record is from the annotation of a GenBank genome assembly. NCBI's taxonomy places the organism in Eukaryota, Dinophyceae, Prorocentrales, Prorocentraceae.